Molecule: messenger RNA, 1354 nt
Organism: Ricinus communis (castor bean)
Lineage: Eukaryota; Viridiplantae; Streptophyta; Magnoliopsida; Malpighiales; Euphorbiaceae
Product: ethylene-responsive transcription factor 4
Exons: 1
Coding region: 339-1064 (241 amino acids)
Biological process (GO): regulation of DNA-templated transcription
Molecular function (GO): DNA-binding transcription factor activity; DNA binding
Source: RefSeq, a predicted model, not a curated record
GGCAAAACACUUUAAUUCAACUUUUAUGGUAAAUUUAAAGAAAAACAAUUUUUUGGUAUUUCAAUUGUGGUGGAAAGAGGCAACGUGUCACAAUCUGAUUAGAGAGUAGAGUUACUACAGUGGAUCGUGCAAGAGAAGCCACGUUUCCUAUCUUUGACUGUCCACAACAACACAACACACAAGAACAAUCGCCCCCCAAAAGUAGCAGACCUUUAGGCCUCUCUCAGUCUCUAUAUAACACGCCAUUUUCUUGCCUCUUCCUAACCCAACCUAUUUUUCUUCUUCUCUUUCCCUCUAUCCAAACAGAAACUAAACGAAAAAAAAAGAAAGAGACGAAAAUGGCUCCGAGAGAUAGAUCUAAUAAUUCUAACACUAGCAACAACAUCUCUGAUCACAAUUCCAAUUAUAACGCCAAAGAGAUCCGUUACAGAGGCGUUAGGAAGCGUCCGUGGGGCCGUUACGCCGCUGAGAUCCGUGACCCGGGUAAGAAAACCCGCGUCUGGCUUGGUACUUUCGACACUGCUGAAGAGGCGGCGCGUGCUUAUGAUGCCGCUGCUCGUGAGUUCCGUGGUGCUAAGGCCAAAACUAAUUUCCCUUCGCUUUCUGAAUUCAACACCGGUGCUCCUGCUGCUUCUGUUACCGCCGCCGUCUCGCGUAGUCCUAGCCAAAGUAGCACUGUUGAGUCAUCCUCCCCUCCGCCGCCUCUACCACCCGCCGGUUCUCCUGCCCCACUGCCUCUUGACCUCACUCUCAACAUCCCUAGCCAUCACUUUCACAACGGUGUUAAUUUAUCUGCUGGCGCGUGGAUUUCACUGGCGGCAGUGGGGCGCCCGGUAUUUUUCUUUGAUGCGUUUGCUCCUCAGGGUCGGGGAGAGAAUCACAAAACGCAAAUUUUUGAUCAGACGGCUGUGAUGGUGAGCGGUGGCGGCGGCGGCGCUGGAACUCAGAGUGAUUCAGAUUCGUCAUCUGUGGUUGAUUACGAGCAGGAUCAUUAUCCUAGUCCUUGCAAGAAAGGAUUAUCGCUUGAUCUUGAUCUCAACAUGCCUCCAGCAGAAGUUGUCUGAUAUUUCCGCUUCUUGUUCUUGGAAGAUCCCUGGAUUUUUUGGAACGAAAUCGUCCUCCUUUUUUUGGCUUCACUGCCCGUCGUUUAUGCAUUUCCUUUUCAAUUUCUUUUUUUGUUUUUGGUUGAGCAAGGAAAAUAUCUGACAUAAUUAUAUCUAUUUUAUGUACAUAAAGAAGAGAAGAGAUAACCCAAAAGUUUUUAGCAAGAGAAAGAAGAAAUCACGAGUUUCUUUGAAUCUUGUUUCUACUGUUCUAAAUUUAUUUCUAGUGGAAUCAAAGAAUUUCUUCUGUA